This is a messenger RNA of Diorhabda carinulata, 1443 nucleotides long. It is a transcript of the gene PCID2, whose product is annotated as PCI domain-containing protein 2. The transcript has 6 exons. Bases 181 to 1377 code for a protein of 398 amino acids. The record is from RefSeq and is a predicted model, not a curated record. NCBI's taxonomy places the organism in Eukaryota, Metazoa, Arthropoda, Insecta, Coleoptera, Chrysomelidae. Gene Ontology annotation, biological process: poly(A)+ mRNA export from nucleus; post-transcriptional tethering of RNA polymerase II gene DNA at nuclear periphery; transcription elongation by RNA polymerase II. Gene Ontology annotation, molecular function: RNA binding; double-stranded DNA binding. Gene Ontology annotation, cellular component: transcription export complex 2.
GGAUAUUGAUUGCAGUUCAGAGAAUUCAACCAAAUUUAACCUAAAAGUAAGUUGCUUGUUUAGUAUGUUAUUGUAUUUUACAUUUAAAUUAAAUAUCUUAUUAUUAUAAAAGUACAACACUAUUGUAUUAACUGUAUGUUAAGUAAAUAGACGUUUUCGAUUCGUCUAUAAAUCAGAACAAUGACUUUUAUGACUGUUGCUCAUUAUUUACAAAUUUUGGAUAAAAGUUGGAGAAAUCUGGAUGGUAAUAAAGUAGCAUUAUUUAUUUCCUUGAGACAUGAACAUGCUAAAUUUCCAAAUUAUCAGGUAGAACAACCAGACAGGAUCGUAAAUAAAUUUUUAACUUCUCCUCUAGAUGAUCUCGUGUGCCUUCAUUUAAGAUGUCUGUUUUACAUAGGAAAAAACAAUUUUAUAGAAGCUUAUAAAAACCAAAGUACUCUUGUACAAACGUUUGCAAAGAUUUUACAAUCCCAAAAAGAAGAAAAUUGGUCUCUUCCUAUUAUGUUUGUUAUUUGCUCUGACCUGAGGCUAAUUGCUCAACAAGCUGAAAAACAAAGAGUGGGCAAUACGGAAAAUCCAGGUGAAAUUUUAGAGAAAGCUGCAGAGUGCCUGAUGGGCUGCUUCAGAGUUUGUGCUGCAGACAAUAGAUCAUCUGACGAAGAUACAAAAAGAAUAGGAAUGUUGGGAUUAGUAAAUCAGUUAUUCAAAGUGUACUUUAGAAUAAACAAGCUCCAUUUGUGUAAACCUUUAAUAAGAGCAAUUGAAUCGUCACAGUUCAAAGACAUAUUUCCAUUAGGACAGCAAGUGACUUAUAAGUAUUUUGUGGGAAGAAAGUCAAUGUAUGAUAGCAAUUACAAAGCCGCAGAAGAAUAUCUCUCUUACGCUUUCGAGAAUUGUCACAAAGCUAGCAGAAAGAACAAGAGGUUAAUUCUCACUUAUUUGGUUCCAGUUAAAAUGUUAUUGGGCUACAUACCAAGUCGACAAGUUCUGGAAAAAUACGAUAUAGUAGUCGAAUUUUGGGACUUGGUUCAAGCCGUCUGUCAAGGAAAUUUAAAAUUAUUCGACGACCUUAUGGAAAAACAUGAAGCAUUUUUCAUCAGCAGUGGUAUAUAUUUGAUAGUAGACAAACUUAAGAUUAUAGCUUAUAGAAAUUUAUUCAGAAAAGUUUAUUUAAUUUUGAAUACCCAUCAGAUACCCGUCGAUUCUUUACAACAGGCUUUGGAAUGUCUUGGACAAGACGCGGAUUUGGAUGAGACUGAAUGUAUUGUUGCUAAUUUGAUAUACGAGGGUAAAAUCAAAGGUUAUAUAUCACAUCAACAUCGAAAGGUUGUUGUUAGUAAACAGAAUCCGUUUCCACCAUUAACUAGUUUAAGUUAGUCAACUUGUACUUAUUUUUGUAAUAUUUUAUUUUAAUGAUUUAUUUUAAUAUAAUGAUUUAAUACA